AUGAGUUUGCACCACUCGUCCGAAUAUUUACCAAUGGAAAUGUCGCCGAGCUCCUCUUCGCAAGCCAUCAACGAUUCUCGACGCGGUUCUUCGUAUCGUGAUCGCGAGCAAAGAUCGACACGUAGUCGAAGUAUUUCGCCGAAUCGCAAUUAUAAAUCGACGCGAGUCUCAUCGAGACAAGGAUCGAGACGGGAUCGACAUUCACGUGAUGAAAUUUCGCCGCCAAUUGGAAAUUCGAGUAAAAUGAGGUAGAGAUUUUGUGGAAAAAGCAUAAUAAAACCCGCCCAUUUUCCCGAUAAAUGUACUUUUCGCCUAAGUACAAAUCAUUAUUUUUACGACUAUACUAAUCUGUAUAGUUGGACAUUGACUAAUGUUUUUUGAGCAAGUGAUUUAAAAUAUUGGGUUUUAAUGUUAUUCAUAGGGUAGAAUGGUCUAAGACGAACAGAAUGAUAUAAAUUUUGAUGAAUUUACCUUAUCCAUAAGUGAUUUAGCGAAAAAUAUCGACUAAACAUCGCUAAAUCACUUAUGGAUAAGGUAAGUUCAUCAAAAUUUAUACCAUUCUGUUCGUCUUAGACCAUUCUACCCUAUGAAUAACAUUAGAAACCAAUAUUUCAACUCAUUUGCGUAAAAAAACGUGAAAAUAUCAAUUUUUCAAUUUCAGACGCUCAAAUUCUCGCGAAAAUCGUCGAUAUCGCAGUAGUCGAGGCGGUGGAGAUCGUCGAAAAAGCAAAGAGCGAAAAACGCGUCGCGAAAAACGUUCACGAAGUCGCAGCCGGCAUAGAUCACCCAAAAGAAGCAAGAAAAGUCGAAGACGUCAUUCUUCGGAAUCCGAUUCGCCAGAUAUGUGAGUUUUUUCUUUUUUUUUGUUAGCUGAAAAACAUUAUUCUCGAAAAUCUCCAGGAUGUCAACAUCACUAAUCAAUGAAAUCAAGAAAACACAUGGUUCUGGCGUCGUCUCAUCAAAAAGUAAAAAGAAGAGCAAAAAGAAGGAAAAGACAUAG
This is a messenger RNA of Caenorhabditis angaria, 1000 nucleotides long. Lineage: Eukaryota; Metazoa; Nematoda; Chromadorea; Rhabditida; Rhabditidae. The record is from the annotation of a GenBank genome assembly.